Molecule: messenger RNA, 3701 nt
Organism: Stegastes partitus (bicolor damselfish)
Lineage: Eukaryota; Metazoa; Chordata; Actinopteri; Pomacentridae
Gene: nos1
Product: nitric oxide synthase 1 (neuronal)
Exons: 27
Coding region: 1-3600 (1199 amino acids)
Biological process (GO): nitric oxide biosynthetic process
Molecular function (GO): heme binding; calmodulin binding; NADP binding
Source: RefSeq, a predicted model, not a curated record
AUGGCACGAAGGCUCCGCUGGCGUGACACUGUUGGCAUUCAUCUCCCCGGCGAGCGCGAUGAUUGUGCCGCUGUUGUUCAGAAGCUGUUCCAUGGUGUGAUUAACAAAGCAGAGGGAGAUGAUGAUAGAGCUUCCAAGCCUCCAGCCCAGGGCAAGACCUCACCCGUUAAGUCACUGCAGAAUGGCAGCCCCUCCAAAUGCCCCCGCUUCAUGAAGAUCAGGAACUGGGAGACUGGCACCGUCUACAGCGACAUCCUCCACCACAACUCCAGCAAGAUGCCAAUCUGCACAGAAGAUGUGUGCAUCGGCUCCGUGGUGAUGCCCAACCAGCACGCCCGCAAACCAGACGAGGUCAGAACCAAAGAGGAGCUUCUUCCGCUGGCCACUGACUUCAUAGACCAGUACUACACCUCCAUCAAAAGGUAUCGCUCCAAGGCACACGUGGACCGGCGAGAGGAGGUGACCAAGGAGAUCGAAGCUUCAGGAACUUAUCAGCUGAAGGACACUGAGCUGAUUUACGGGGCCAAACACGCCUGGAGGAACGCUGCCCGAUGUGUGGGGAGGAUCCAGUGGUCCAAACUACAGGUUUUUGACGCCAGAGACUGCACAACAGCCCAUGGAAUGUACAACUACAUCUGUAACCACAUCAAGUACGCCACCAACAAAGGCAACCUGAGGUCGGCCAUCACCAUAUUCCCUCAGAGGACAGAUAACAAACACGACUUUCGAGUGUGGAACAGUCAGCUGAUUCGUUAUGCAGGCUACAAGCAGCCCGACGGGCAGAUCCUGGGAGACCCCGCUAAUGUUGAAUUCACAGAGAUCUGCAUGCAGCUCGGAUGGAAAGCUCCGAAGGGUCGUUUUGAUGUCCUGCCCCUCCUGCUGCAAGCCAACGGGAAUGACCCCGAGCUGUUCGAGAUCCCCGAAGACCUUGUUCUGGAGGUGCCGAUCACACACCCAAAGUACGAGUGGUUCAAAGACCUGGACCUGAAGUGGUACGGGCUCCCGGCAGUUUCCAACAUGUUGCUGGAGAUCGGUGGUCUGGAGUUCACUGGCUGCCCCUUCAGUGGCUGGUACAUGGGCACAGAGAUUGGCGUGAGGGACUUCUGCGACAGCUCACGCUACAACAUUCUGGAGGAGGUCGCUAACAAGAUGGCCUUAGACACCAGGAAGACUUCGUCCCUUUGGAAAGACCAGGCGCUGGUGGAGAUUAACAUUGCUGUUCUCCACAGCUUCCAGUCUUGCAAAGUGACCAUCGUAGACCAUCAUUCAGCCACAGAGUCCUUCAUGAAGCACAUGGAGAACGAGUACCGGGUUCGGGGAGGUUGUCCUGGAGACUGGGUCUGGAUCGUGCCUCCAAUGUCGGGAAGCAUCACGCCUGUUUUUCACCAAGAGAUGCUCAACUACCGCCUCACCCCUUCCUUUGAGUACCAGACUGAUCCUUGGAACACCUACGUGUGGAAAGGAGUCAACGGGACACCCACAAAGAAGAGAGCCAUUGGAUUCAAGAAGCUUGCCAAGGCUGUGAAGUUCUCGGCGAAGCUCAUGGGCCAAGCCAUGGCCAAGAGGGUUAAAGCCACCAUACUGUUCGCCACAGAGACGGGCAAAUCGCAAGAUUAUGCCAAAACUCUGUGUGAAAUCUUCAAGCACGCCUUUGACGCAAAGGUCAUGUCCAUGGAUGAAUAUGAUGUGGUCGACCUGGAGCACGAGACACUGGUUUUAGUGGUGACCAGCACCUUUGGAAACGGAGAUCCGCCUGAGAAUGGAGAGAAAUUUGGAGCUGCCUUAAUGGAAAUGCGCCACCCGACAUCCAACACAGAGGACAGAAAGAGCUACAAGGUCCGUUUCAACAGCGUGUCCUCUUACUCUGAUACUCGGAAGUCCUCCAGCGAUGAACCAGAGGCCAGGAUUAGCUUUGAGAGCACUGGACCUCUUGCUAAUGUCAGGUUCUCAGUGUUUGGCCUUGGCUCCAGGGCCUACCCACACUUCUGCGCCUUUGCCCACGCUGUGGACACGCUGUUUGAAGAGCUGGGGGGUGAGCGCAUCCUACGCAUGGGAGAAGGAGAUGAGCUGUGUGGCCAGGAGGAGUCAUUCAGAACAUGGGCCAAGAAAGUUUUUAAGGCUGCCUGCGACGUGUUCUGUGUUGGCGACGAUGUGAACAUUGAGAAGGCCAACGACUCCUUGAUCAGCAACGAUCGUAGCUGGAAGAAGAGCAAGUUCCGCCUGACGUACACAGCCGAGGCGCCGGCCCUCACCGAAGCGUUGUAUAACAUUCACAAGAAGAGAGUUUAUGGAGCAAAGAUGCUUGAAUCGCAAAACUUACAAAGUCCCAAAUCCAAUCGCUCCACCAUAUUUGUGCGGCUCCACACAAACAACCACGACAGCCUGAGCUACAAGCCCGGCGACCAUCUGGGCAUCUUCCCUGGCAACCACGAGGACCUGGUGACAGCUCUCAUAGAUAAGCUGGAGGACGCUCCGCCUGUCAAUCAAAUAGUCAAAGUGGAGUUCCUGGAGGAGAGGAACACGGCUCUAGGUGUGAUCAGUAACUGGACAAAUGAGACUCGUAUCCCUCCCUGCACCAUCUUCCAGGCUUUCCAGUACUUCCUGGACAUCACCACUCCGCCGAGCCCCGUGCUGCUGCAGCAGUUCGCUGCUCUGGCAACCAAUGACAAACAGAAAAAGAAACUAGAGAUCCUCAGUAAGGGCUUACAGGAGUACGAGGAGUGGAAGUGGUACAACAAUCCCACGCUGGUGGAGGUGCUGGAGGAGUUCCCCUCCGUCCAGAUCCCCUCCACUCUGCUGCUCACCCAGCUGCCCUCGCUCCAGCCCCGCUACUACUCCAUCAGCUCGUCUCCGGACCUGCACCCAGGAGAGAUCCACCUCACCGUGGCCGUGGUCUCCUAUCAUGCCAGAGAUGGAGGGGGGCCGAUCCACCAUGGAGUGUGUUCGUCGUGGCUCAACAGGAUAGAGAAGGGGGAGAUGGUGCCGUGCUUCGUCCGAGGUGCACCAUCAUUCCAACUCCCCAGAGACAGCCAAGCACCGUGUAUCCUGGUGGGUCCAGGAACCGGCAUCGCCCCAUUCAGAAGCUUCUGGCAGCAGAGACUAUAUGACCUUGAGCACAACGGGAUUGAGUCGUGCCCCAUGAUCCUGGUGUUCGGCUGUCGGCACUCUGAGAUGGACCACAUCUACAAGGAGGAGACCAUCCAGGCCAAGAACAAAGAGGUGUUCAAGGAGCUCUACACGGCCUAUUCCAGAGAACCCGGCAAACCAAAGAAAUACGUACAGGAUGUACUGCGCGAGCAUCUGUCAGAGACAGUGUACCAGUGCCUGAGGGAGGAAGGUGGACACAUCUAUGUGUGCGGGGAUGUUACGAUGGCCGGAGAUGUUCUCAAGACUGUCCAGCAAAUCAUCAAGCAGCAGGGCAGCAUGAGCCUGGAGGAUGCCGGCUUCUUCAUCAGCAAGCUGCGGGAUGAGAACCGCUACCACGAGGACAUCUUCGGCGUCACCCUGCGCACCUACGAGGUCACCAACCGGCUUCGUUCGGAGUCCAUCGCUUACAACGAGGAGAGCAAAAAAGACUCAGAUGAGGUUUUCUGCUUGUAGGUCGAUGAAUCAGGAGGCUUUCUGACAACAACCAGUCAAGACGACACAGCGACGCUGGUUAAAGAAAUACUGUGCAAUUUUUUGUACUGUAAAAAAACAAA